CGAGGCGGCAUCCCGCAAAACCUUAUAACGCAUGUAUACAUUAUUAAGCGGCUUAUACAAUCAUCUCACUCGAAAAGAAGAAUACUAUGUCCUGAUUAUUGGGCUGGAUAAUGCAGGAAAAACCACGUUGUUGGAACGCAUAAAAUCCGUAUUUAUGGGCGUAUCAAGCCUGCCACCUGAUAAAAUAGCGCCCACCGUCGGUCUAAACAUUGGCCGGGUCGACAUCAAAUCGUCGAGAAUCAACUUUUGGGAUUUAGGCGGGCAACGCGAUCUUCAAUCGUUAUGGGAACGUUACUACAGCGAAUGCCAUGCUAUUGUAUUCGUUGUCGAUUCAACUGAUAGUAAACGAUUGGAAGAGUGCAAAGAUACCUUUGAAAAGAUGAUUACCAAUGACGCAGUAGAAGGUGUGCCUUUGCUCAUGUUGGCCAACAAACAAGAUUUACCGGAUGCUUUACGCGUGGAAGAGAUCAAGGAAGUCUUUAACAAGAUUGCCGUUAAACUAGGCGCUCGCGAUUCAAGGGUGCUGCCUGUCAGUGCACUGGAAGGACAUGGUGUGAAGGACGCCAUCGACUGGCUUAUAUUACGACUGCAACGUAACAAAAUGAAUCGUCCACCCAUAUUUCGCUAAUACCAUCGAUAACACCCUUGUCGACCUUUUUCUUUUGGCCGAUGAAGUAUUUCUCUUUCUGCGAUCCGCAUCAUAUGCUUACAUCUUUCUUUUUCAUCUCAUCUUAUUUUUUUCUGCGAUUUAUUCAUUCAAAACAAUAUCGUCUCCACUUUUGGCGUUUUUAUAUUUCUUUUGUGUUUACCGCCAACGUCAGGGACUACUUAUCACCGUAACACAAUCAACCUAUUGAGUUACCGUUGUUUGG
Molecule: messenger RNA, 872 nt
Organism: Radiomyces spectabilis
Lineage: Eukaryota; Fungi; Mucoromycota; Mucoromycetes; Mucorales; Radiomycetaceae
Product: ADP-ribosylation factor family-domain-containing protein
Exons: 5
Coding region: 32-628 (198 amino acids)
Biological process (GO): Golgi to plasma membrane protein transport; intracellular protein transport; protein localization to organelle
Cellular component (GO): Golgi apparatus
Molecular function (GO): GTP binding; GTPase activity
Source: RefSeq, a predicted model, not a curated record